Messenger RNA from Amoebophrya sp. A25, 7365 nucleotides. Lineage: Eukaryota; Dinophyceae; Syndiniales; Amoebophryaceae. The record is from the annotation of a GenBank genome assembly.
CGGCUACACAGGAGCAGUUUCGGAAUCUAUUUUUUUGCGGCUCCUUCGUCGAGUCGUUCGAACACAGGAUCAUUCGACUGUCGUUGAGCAGAACUCGCUAGGCAGCUUCAUAACAAUUUUUGAAUGUGAAGAAAUGAGUUUGUUCAACUUGAGGAUGAUAUUAUCAGGUACGCCGUACUUGAUUGUCUUUGCUACCCUCCUCGCCCUGUGAUUGCUCCCCAAGAACCAGUAUUCGAAUGCACCACGACAUGAUGAAUUUUCUAAUUACCCAUGAAUGCAACGCGUUAGGUAGUUAGGACUAAACACGCAUGAACGUGGGACUUCCACUCUUAGACUAGGUGAAAUUUAGUCACAACAAAUAAGAUUAUGAGUCCAAAAAUAACCUCCUUGAGGUAUUUCUUAUCGUUAAUGUAGUUACUGAUAGUUGCAACUGACAUUCCAACUUUACGCCUCUGCAUUAUCAAGUAACUAGGACUAUAUAGGUCUACAAUAAUUCGUCCCUGUGAUAACCCUUUUACGAAGAGGAUGGCGCCGAAAUUGUCUCCUGGGGCUUCGCAGAAAGGCCGCGCUUCUCUGUUGAUGUCUGAAGAAAGCUCCGCUCGAAAAAGAGGGCGCAGUAGUACUAGUUCUGCAAAAGUUCGUGGGGGGUCAUUGAUGAAGAAACAAGCUGUUCGCAGUGGCGAAGAAGAACAACCUCCAGAAAAAAAUACUUCAUCUACUAGCACGGCAAGUGGGAGCAGAAGAUCAAGAGGUGAGAGCUUGCAGAAGAUGGCUCCUGCAAGUGAAAGCCAAAGCGGAAUGAACAAGAUGAACCACAUGAAGUCUCGGUCCUCUUCGAGCAAGCGGAAUCAGGUGGAGAAAGGAGACGAAAAAAGAAAAACAAGGAGUCGCAGUCGUGGUAGUGCUGCUGCUGCCGCCGCUAUUCCAGAGAUAGGGGCAAGAGGUAGGAAUCGCGGCAGUGCGCCUCUGCUGGCCGCAGAAACGACAACAAGAAAAAGAAGCCAGAGCAUUUCCUAUACCCCUGUUAUGAAGAUGGGCGUAAAAACGCGAAGUCAGACUCGUGCUCUUUCUAUGAAAGCAGAGGCUUCGCGAGGUAGAAAAAGUUUGAGCCCUGGUGCGGCUGUAGCAGAAGAAGGAGGGACAGCCAGAAGUCGGAGUCGUGGUGCACCAGUCCUUGAUGUUGCCGCUGAAACAUCCACUUCUGUCUCACAACCUAGCAGGAAAUUACGUAAAUUAUCGUUAGAAGAAUGUACUAGUCCACCCAAAAAGAGGAACAAAGAGAACAAAUUUUCCUCGACGAGAUCUUCAGCAUUGAAAGGACCAAGGAGGCGGUCAAGCCCUCCCAAGAAACAACAGGGGAACCUAAAGACGCAUGCGGAGGUGGAUCGAGCCGACGAGGAUGAUCAUAGAAGAGACCUUCUAGUUCCAGAACCAAAAAGGAGUGCUGGUAAAAAUGACAAAAAAAGUAUUGCUUCGCAGGCGCACAUGAGGACAGGCGAGAAGGCCGAAGACAAUAAUGAAAGGGUUGCACUACAUGAAGAUGACAGCAGUGAUGGCGGGGACGGAGACACAAGAAAUGGUCUGCUUACUGUACUAGAGGUCAAAACUACAUCUUCGAAGAGUGGUAGAGUAGACCGAACUGCUCUUGAUCCUUCCUGUCCGGCGUGCCAGAAUCCUAUCAAAAAGGUUAAGCAUACAUGUGCGAGAGCAAGAAGUGCCAAAAGUAAGUCGCCAGUCAUGCCAAGGAUAAAUAUGAGAUCAAAUUCUAAGAGAGGUAGUGCUCAGCAAUAUGCAUGGCAGGAGAGCCAUAGUACGCAUAUUACAACGUCAGCAAGUACUACUAGACCACAUCAAGCGAAUCAUACUACAGCUUCAGCAAGUAGACCACAUCUUCAAGCGCAGCGGCGAAGACAAACUCCUGAUGUAGUUGUUUCUCUUGUCGACCACAACGUUGAGGGGGAGGAAAAUGACAUUGUCAAAAAAGAUGUCACAAACAAUAAUGGAAAUGAGAAGCACGACUCUCAACAACAGGAACAGCAGGGAGAGCACCAAACUGUACUAGAAUUAAGGGUUGGGAGUUGACCUACCAUCUAAGAGCAUCUCUAUGGCUUCUUCCAGUAGGAAAGCUAUAGAUAUGCGACCUACUAGAGGGGGGCCAACUUUCAACUCCUAAUAGAAGUAGUGGACCUGAAGUCGCUAGAUUGCGAGGCUCUCGUCGAUGCGCGACAAUUAGAAUACACGAGGCGUCGGCUUGCGGCACAACUGAAUCUUCUGCCGGGAGCGUCACAGCAUAUUUCAGAUUAAGGCCAACUGAGUCACUAUCCUAUACAACCAAUGUUUGCUAGUCCUAUUAUAUAUACCUCUUCCUUUUGUCUAUCUUUUCUAGGUAGGUCGGCUCCACCACAGACAUUGAUACUACAACCGGUUAGUUUUCACCUCUAUCCUUAGGCUUAUCCCUUCGAACAAUUAUCGAACUAACUACAACAACUUUUGUUGUACUGCUCCUGUGUGGACCGAGGACUCAGGAACUACAAAUAUUCAAUUUAAUUCUCUAGGAAGACCUUUUUUUCAUCGAUCUUCAUUAAUGAGCAUAAAUGGUCCUUUUCACAUCUUCAAUGAGCUCACCUACGUAUCUUAGAUAAAUACCUCGCUCUAAUCCAGCCAGAUCAGUAAGUGCAAAGCGCAGUACAAGCCCAGUAGCAUGUCUUCUUGCUCAAAGCGAGGGCCACUAGAGCAAAUUAGUCGUCUUGGCGGCUCGCCCUCACUGACGCUGCAGAGCGUGAACAACACUGCGCUUCUUGAACAUCUAGAGGAUGUGAAUAACAUCAACAACAACAAUUUAAUUGGUGAGAACAACAACAUCAACAACCUGAUACAUUUACAGCCGGGAAGACGUAUGACCAGGAAACGGGCAGCCGAAGCACUUGCGAGUUUGAGUUCUAGUGCGUCCCCUUCGCCGUCGAAGAAUUCUGCAGUACAAUCUAGAAGGAAUUCUCUUGGAGAUGGAGGCUUUGAGGACAAUGAAGAUGGUACACUUUGUCUUGCUGCUAGGGGUGCGGAUGUACUAGCAGGAGAUCAGCUACAGCAGGUGGUACAGAUAGGCUACCUCACUGAAUCCAUCUUUUAGCCCAUCUGUGAGCGGCUGUUUUCACAAGUAGAAAAUAGCGGAGGCAGAUGAGGGAAAAGAUGCUGAAUUCUUGCAGUGCUGUCGAGUUCUAAUACGUCAAGAUCUACUGCUGGACAACUCGGUGAACAACAGGAGCUGCUUGGAGAAUUCUGGCAGGAUAGAUUUUUCCAAGCUGAAGCGAGGACGCCGUCGCGAGGUGAACGCAAAUGGUGGUAAGAGAAGAACGAACAUAGAUGCAUUUACGAACGGCAAAGUACUAGUGCGAGCACUAGGCGAGCCUGGAAGGAGGAGAGGAUCAUCUUCCUCCCCAAACAAGAUGAAGACAGCAAAGAAACAGCGAAUAUUUGACCAAAAGCAAGCGCUGGUGUUAGAAAAGCAGGAGAAGUGUUUUGUUCGCCAACGUUUAGAUUGGACUAGGAAACGACGCGCAGCACAGUUGGCGCAGAAGGAGAAUGACGAUAUUUGUUUUCAAUGUAAGAAAGCUACAGAGAAAAAGGGUGCAUUCUUGCUCUGUUGCGAUGGCGACGGGUGCACCAAAAGUUUUCAUCUUUUAAGAACGGGAGAAUCGUUUGUAAUUGUUGGUAAGCCGGAGGUGUCGAUGUAGUAAGUAAUCAAUGUUGUUAAUUCCUUGAUUGGAACAAAGAAAUUUCAAAAAAGAAUCUAAGGAAAUUCUUCGUAAUUAUAGAUGCAUCCAUCCACGAACAAGAAUUCAUUUCUACGACGUCCUCCUCCUGACUCUAAUCUUCGCCUGCGUUGGGCGCAGUGUCCGACCUCUUGAGACAGAGUGGCUUUGUCCCUACUGCGGAGGGCCUGAUCAGCUAGUAAAGGUCGACAAACGCAAACACAUGAGGAGGGAACUAGACAUUCAGAAUGACGGAAGCUUUCAACUGCAGUUGGAGAAGCUGAUACAUCACUGCGAAACGUGCACGAAGGGGAGCUUAGUUAUGCUCCAAGAAAGUCAAAACAGAAGGGAAAUCAGUCAAGAAAAUAAUUAAAGACCUUCAUGGAAGGCAUUGCAAACACCUCCUGCUAGGCACAUUCACUCACUCAAUCGUAUAAUCUAUUCGCUGCCAUGGUGGAUCUUUUCCGGGUCCUUCUUUGGCUCGGGUUUGCCAUAUUUCCCUCCUCUUCCCUUGUUCCUUGCUUACUCUUUCGCUCCCCUUUGUGUCUUGGUCUUUACAGUUCCUUCGCCUUGCCUCUUCUUGAAUACAACUACUACUACUAGAUCUCAUACUAAUCUUUCUGUUCCUCUUAGUUCGCUGCCAUGGCCAACAUUGGUAUUUGUUGAGAAGAGAGUUGUAGUUCAUACGAAGAUAGUACUUCGGUCUCUGUCGUCAGAGGACGACGAAUAUUUGUAUCAAAACGCUCUAAUCUGAAAGUCGUCAGAAAUAUUUUUCCGAUUAACUUCGCGCCACGGUCAUGGACAACUUUCUUCAGCAGGUCUGGUCAGCAAUCCUUAGCAGAUUCGUCUGGAGUUGGUGAAGGAAGGACCACAGUAGUAGCAGCGGCUUCUACUUCAUCCUCUACGAAUUUCAUGGAGGAGGGUGGACUCCCUCUGGGUGGCCUGACGCUGGGAAACUUUGGAGGUGGUGGUGCUUUCACAACUGCAGGAGGUUUUAGUACGCUUGGCGCUUUGACUCAGGGAGGUGAGCUAGAUUUAGGUGGUGGCGAGGAAUCCGAUGCUGAUGCUAGUGGUAGUGAUGUCGAGGGCAAUCAUAAUUCGAGUAACCACGACACGACCAAUCGGCGACGAAGAACUCGAGGUACUACAGGUGGCCGUAAUUAUAUGACACGUGGGGAUCAGCGUUAUUUUGCACUUCUAGCCAAUUGCAGAUCUCACACCAGUGGUCGAACUCCGAUGGGCACACUGUUGCAAACGCAAGCGGACAAGCCAGAUAGUCCCAUACCUUGGAAGAUAGCUGUGAUCCUAUUUGCGAACGGCUGUGACCCAUUGCAGGACUACACGGCGUCACCAGGAUCCGUAGCAGGAUAUGCGUCACGUUACUGCGCCACAACGAUCAAUCCGAUGGUUUUUGUGCAGACACAGAUGAUCGCCUUGAUGGAUCAAUACGUUGGGAUGAUGGGAGGUCCUUGUUUUUCUAGCGUUAUUAGUUUUCUUGGAAUAGUACAUAGUAGCUUUUAGUUUUUGGAAUACAUAGAGAUUUGUACUACAACAACUGCAGCGUAGUUUCUACUUUACCACUGUGUUCUAUUUGUGUAGAAGUUGAUGUCGUCUUUGAUGCCACCAUGCAAAACGUGUACCUGAUAUCAACACAGGUAUGACAUCAUCCUCAAGGACAAUGAAUGGGUGGCCAAUUGCGCGUCCUUUGCAGGCAUCUGGUGUCGAAACUGUAGGGGACUCAAGGGCAGAACGGCAUCGCGCUCGAAAACAGAGAAUGCUUAUGCAAGGACACCGGAAUCAAUGCGACCGGCAAUACCACCCAGAACAAGUUCUUGAGGCGAAUUAUCCAUCGCCACCAGGAGCAACUAAUAGUAGUAGUAGCAGCAGCAGUAGUCCUGGCCCUAGUGGGAGCUCCGCGUCCUCUACCUUGCUUUUAAGCAAGUCUGUCCAUACAGCGGGUCUCUCAGGAGCAACAUUUUUUCAACAGAACGACUCCUCUAGUACGUCAGCGCAGGCAAAUAAUCCUCGUAUGCAAAUAGGAGGCUCAAGCUCCUCUUCUUGCGUUCCAUCUAGCUUUCCUCGGGGAUCACCUCUCGUUGGUACAGCAAGCACGCACCACGAGGGUGAGAUCAUAGUAAUAAAGCGCGAGGAAUUGUUCAGGCCUCGCAGUAGACUGGGAACUGGAGUCACAGCAGGAGAGUCAUAUCAAUCACAGAGCAGCUCCUCAACGUUCUUGCCUAAUGCAUUCACAAGUACAUCAGCAUCGACAUCUUCCUCUUCCUCUGUCGGGUUCGCGCCUUACACGUUUGACCAAGAAACUUCAACUUGGUUAGCAUCGACACACGGUAGUACCAAGGCUUUACAACUUCCCGUAGGGGAAUCUGAAGCAGUAAAAGGGCCUUCUGUACUAGAGCGACCAGUAAGAAGAGAACGAACUGCGCAACCUCAGCUUCCUGUGUCACAACAACCAGUUGUCUCGUCAACUUCAAGUUCCUCAAGCCUACUACCCAGGACAGCGAACAAAGACGAAGAAAAUGAGUUAGAUCGUUUGCCGCGUUGGGCUGACGCACGUUUGAUUCAGAGAGUACGUCCAAAAAGAAAGCCUAGAAGGAGCAAGCUUAGUAGUCCUGAAAACAGCGAGGCAGAAGGAAGCGUUGACGAUGACGAAUAUAGCACUGCGAUGGCGAGCGACAUGGAACCACAACUGCGAGGAGGAGUGCCUAAGCUAGUACCGGGUGUCACUGCAGCUAGUGCAUCAUCGUCGUCUGCGACCACGACGAGAGUGAUAUUUCAUCAUGGUGAUACUGUGGAGCAAACGUUGUCGAGUAAUACGUUUCUGGGCGUCGAUAUCAGUGACACAGCGUCUGGCAGUUUUCCUAGCGACUUUUUUCAGCAGGCGGACUACCUUCAACAAACGUCGAGUCAACAUGCCGUAAAUAGUAAUGCAGAUUUUUUGAACAUGAACAACGUGCCAUCAACGGGGACUCAAGACGAUCUUGUUGCCUAUCAGCAUGAAGAUGGCCAAGCGUCCACUCCAGGUCUCUGGGUGAAUGGCCAUGAAGUAAAGGACAAGCGCACCCAGCAUCUUCUGCGCAUGUGGGGACGCUACGUUCAGCUGUUUUUCGAAGGCAAACGAUCUACCACAGCACCCUUUCUCCACUCUGGGGUGUUCCCUUUUCUCUUCCCGCACGUUGAAGACGAGGCUUCGUGGGAGAGACGGAAAUGGUUGUGCUUGUUAAGGGCGUUUAGGGAUCGGCAAACGGUUGCUUCUAGUUCAGUGGCGUUUGCAAAGAGGAUAGAUCAAGCGUUGGGUUUGGCAGGGUCAGGAGUAAGUUCAGAGGAAGAAAUCAUGCAAGAUGCGCCUAGUUCCGCUGCUGCUGUCGGACCUAGUAGUAGCAGUCUAGUGAUUACAUCUGCUUCUACAACUACUCUCCUAGGAGACGCGCAACAACAAGGGACGAAUAACAAGUCUACAACAACAUCUUCAACAAGUCCUCGUUUUGCUUCGAGUAGUAAGCCGAAUGCAGUAGUGUACUUGAGGAAGCAUGGCCGUCUUCUCAAUUCUGUGCUAGACUUGCCGGAUGAAAUGUUCCGAAAAGUGGCGAGCUACAUGUAA